UUCCCCAUAAAGAGUUGAGCAUUAACUUCGAGAUGUAUCUCAUUGCUUUAUCAGGUAACAUUUUUUCUUUUUCCAAUCUAAUUCCAAAUCUUUCUUCACACUCUUUCAUGAAUUGUUCUUCUUUUUCUUCGGUAUUUAUCUCCUUUGGAAAUCCACUUGCAUGGAUUUUCAUUGACAUGAAUUCAGCAACAUAUCCUUUAAAUAAUUCCUUAUCCCAUUUUUCAUAAUGAAGUGCUCUAAAAUAUUUUGUGACCUUGUAUCCGCUGUUUAAUGCUUCUGCAAGCUCUAUCGACGUGCAUGUUGACACCCAACCUCUUUCUUGUUCUUCAUGUAUGCAUUUAUAUUCUUUUAAUGUUGCGCCGCGGGGAUAAUCCAUUGAGCAUUUUCGGCAAAGUGGGAAUAACAACCUCUCAUCAAAUUUCACAGGCAUGACUGGAACAUCUACUUGAUCAGGUGGAAUUAGAAAAACUUUAAGAAUCCCAUUAACAGGAAUUUGACUGCUGCUGUACCAGUUGACAUUUUGAUCUUUUUUAGAUAUUAUUAUUACUUUUGGGUGACCCACGGGAAAUGAUGUUGUUGCAAUUGUGGAUGGAUAAAGUGAAUUAAAGUCCAAAUAAGAAAUUUUGUGUUGUUCAUCUGCUUUAUAAUGAAGACAUAGUGGUCCAGUCCGACCUCCAAAGAAACAAUCUCGUAAUUUUAUCGGACCCUUAUCCAAAUAAUUUUUAAAACUUUUUCUCAUUUGUUUAUUUCUUUGAAGCAUUUUCUUGAUUUCACAUUCCCAAAUCACAUCUACAUGUUUAAUAUGUUGUUUCAAAAUUCUUAAUCUUUCUUCAUUUUCUUUUUGAAUGACUUCCACUGUUUUCCCAUUUGGCAUUACAAAGUCUGGUUUAUCUCCAUAAUGUUUUGGACACGCAUGCCACACGCAUCCAUGCACUUCUAUUGCUCUAUCCUCUUCUUUAAUAUAUCCAUCCACCCUAAAUCUUCCUGCAACUUGAUAUUCUC
Molecule: messenger RNA, 1002 nt
Organism: Meloidogyne enterolobii
Lineage: Eukaryota; Metazoa; Nematoda; Chromadorea; Rhabditida; Meloidogynidae
Source: the annotation of a GenBank genome assembly